Messenger RNA from Leptopilina heterotoma, 1237 nucleotides. RefSeq names its product sorting nexin-12 (gene Snx3). Gene Ontology annotation, cellular component: early endosome membrane; retromer complex. The record is from RefSeq and is a predicted model, not a curated record. Gene Ontology annotation, molecular function: phosphatidylinositol-3-phosphate binding. Gene Ontology annotation, biological process: endocytic recycling; late endosome to Golgi transport. The coding region runs from base 209 to 700 and encodes 163 amino acids. Lineage: Eukaryota; Metazoa; Arthropoda; Insecta; Hymenoptera; Figitidae. The transcript has 4 exons.
UUGCGGUCUCAGUGCGCUUGGAACACACAACGUUUCACGCAUGUCCCCAACAAUUUACAAUAAUUUUCAUUAUUAAAAUAAUGUACUCGGCAUUCUUCGUCCAACAGUUCGGAACAGUUCGAAAUUAGAGAGUUCAAUCUUGUUAUUAUUAGUUCUUGAAAAAAGACCACGGUGUGAAAUAGGCGGAUGAUUUUGUGUGUUAUUGACAAUGGCAGAUACAACUGUUGAUGCUACUCGACGAUUAAAUGUAAAAAAACAAACCCUGGACGAUGCUUACGCUGCGCCAGCUAAUUUUUUGGAAAUAGAUGUAAUUAAUCCCAUUACUCAUGGUGUCGGCAAAAAGCGAUACACUGAUUAUGAAGUUCGAAUGAGGACAAAUCUUCCCGUUUUCAAAGUUAAGGAUUCUAGUGUGCGAAGAAGAUAUAGUGAUUUUGAAUGGCUUAGAAAUGAAUUAGAACGAGAUAGCAAAAUUGUAGUUCCCCCAUUGCCUGGGAAGGCUUGGAAGAGACAAAUGCCCUUUCGAGGGGACGAUGGUAUUUUUGAAGAAGAUUUUAUUGAGGACCGCAGAAAAGGUUUAGAAAUGUUUGUAAACAAAAUAGCCGGACACCCGUUAGCACAGAAUGAACGAUGUCUUCAUAUGUUUCUACAAGAAUUAAUUAUCGACAAGAAUUAUGUGCCUGGAAAAAUAAGAAAUACAUAAUCUAUGAAGAGGAUUGUCAAUUUCUAGCAAUACUUUUCUUAAAUUUUGUUAAAGUUGUUAAUAAUAACGAUGAAUUCUUUUUAUUAAAGAUAUCCAUUAAUUGUAAAUUUAAUUGAUAGUCUCUCUCUCUUUUUAUUAUCUGAUUGAAAAUAUAGCAUUGAAUUUUUAUAAUCAAAUAUAAAUGCAUGUAAUGUAUUUCAAUAUUUUAAUCUUUAAAGGAGGUAGUGUAUUUUGGAAAACAUAAUCAUCAUAAAUAUGUAAGUGCUUAAUAAUUCCUUAUAUUAUAUGUGUAUUAGUUAAUUUAAAGCAAUUAUAUUUCUUUGUAACAAAGGCAAAAAGGAAAAAAAAAUUACCAGGCCCUUAAGUAUGUUUAUAAUUUGCUGUUAUAAAAUAUUUAGUGCCUUAAUUAAAAAUAAUCAUGUUUGCAAUAUUGGUAAUAUUUUCCAAUUUAUGUUAAAACACUUUGGAUACUUUUUUCUAGAUUUUAUAUGUCUGUACAUAUUUCUCCUGUAAUAAAUGUCAUAAUGUGAAUCGGAA